GUAGCACUGGAUGGGGGGGCACCCUGCCCGAGUCUAGGUUCAAGACACUAGUCUGUGUGUGUGUGGUGUGUAUCCAAUCCAGAGAAAAUCACCCGGAGACGGACUGAGACAGUUUUUGACCGUACCAAUGUGUGUGGCCCAUAAAUCUAUUACAUUAGCCCCAGCGAAAUCAUCUCAUGGACACAACACUAUAUCGAAAAUGAGGGAAUAAUCGUAAGUUACAGCGAGGCUCGUUUGUAGCUGGCUAGCUAACGUUUUGUUGAACUGCGAGUGGAAUCACAGCUGCUGGCUACGAAAAUGUCGGGGAAAAUAGAGAGCAAGCAAGACUCGCAGCGGUCUCAUCUGUCCUCCUUCACCAUGAAACUGAUGGACAAGUUCCACUCUCCCAAGAUCAAGAGGACUCCAUCCAAGAAGGGCAAGCAACUACAGCCUGAGCCAGCAGUCAAGAGUACCGAAAAACCUGUCAACAAGAAGGUGAGUCGGCUGGAGGAACAGGAGAAGGAAGUGGUCAGCGCCCUGCGAUACUUCAAGACAAUCGUGGACAAAAUGGUAGUGGAGAAGAAGGUGCUGGAGAUGUUGCCAGGCUCAGCCAGCAAGGUGCUGGAGGCCAUCCUGCCUCUGGUUCAGGGGGAGGCCAGGAUACAGCACAGCUCGGCGCUGUCAUCUUGCCAUAACCGUGUGUACCAGAGUCUGGCCAACCUUAUCCGCUGGUCAGACCAGGUGAUGCUGGAUGGCAUUGACUUGGAGGACAAGGAAAAUGUGGUGGCUGUCACCAAUGUCAUCAAAGCAGUGUUGGACGGAGUAAAGGAAUUGGUGAAACUGACCAUUGAGAAACAGGAGCAGCCGUCACCAACCACCCCUAACAAACCAGCACCACCUGCUACUGUGGCAGAGAGCAGCGCAUCACCAGAGAUGCCCUCAAUAGAUCGGGAACAGGAGGUCUUGAGUAAGGCAGCUCCUGCGGUUGCACCUGCAGAAGCUGCUUCCGAAUUACCCGAUGAAGAUGUAGCCCCUCCCAAACCUCCCCUUCCUGAAGCUAAGAUGGCAGAGCUCAGAGCACAGUUGAGUGCUGACGCUGGCCAAAGGAGACCCUCCCAGAAGGAGAAUCCUCCACCAGCCCUUCCCCCUAAGAAGCGUCAAUCAGCGCCUUCACCUACCCGUGUUGCAGUGGUUGCCCCCAUGAGCCGUGGCUCCAGUUUGCCCUGCAGUGUUCACCGACAGCAGCAGGACUACGAGCAGGAGUUCCUUCAAAGACGUUUCUCUGGAGGGAGCCAGUCAUAUGGGGGCGACUCCCCACGCCUCUCCCCCUGCAGCAGCAUGGGGAAACUCAGCAAGUCUGAUGAACAGCUCUCUUCGCUUGAGCAGGACAGCGGUCAGUGCUCUCGCAACACCAGCUGUGAAACACUUGACAACACAGAGAAUUAUGAUCCAGAUUAUGACUUCCUGCACCAGGACUUGUCAGUUGGCGAUAACCUGCCCCCAGCCCCAGUGGGAGGCUGCCUGAGUCCCUUGCCUGAAUCUCACAGCGAGUCUUCAUCCCCUGUCCCUGGACAGCUUCCCUCACAUCCUCGCUUCAGUGCUCCCCCACCCCAGCAGCCCCCAGAAUACUGGAGCCCCCAGCCCAAUCAAAUCAAUCCCUUAAGCUCAUCCCGUAUAAGUGCACCCCCUGCCUUGCCCCAGAAGAAGCGGCGCAGUACCCAAGUCUCCCCCUUCCCUGAUGGAAGCAGCGGCUCAAGGGUGCUUUAUGAGCGUUACCCCUCCCAAUAUGACAACUUGUCAGAGGAGGAGCUGCACCCAACACCUCCCUUUCCCCUGUUCACGCCCAUCUCACCCAUGCCCCAGACCAACGGGGGCGUGUUUGUUGCCCAGUACAUGGCCAGCGAGAAUGCAGAUGUCCCUGCCAGCCCACCGCCUCUGCCAGAAAAGAAGAGCAAACACAUCCUACAGUACAUGCAGUUUGUAGAAGACUACUCAGAGCCGCAGCCCUCAGUGUUUUACCAGACACCACAGAGCGAGAGCAUCUACGAGCAGCGCAACAAGCGCUUCCAGGAGGUCUACGGUUUCAACGACUCCUUCAGCAGCACUGACUCAGUCCAUGAACCAGUGCUGCCUCCGGCCUUGCCUCCCAAACAAAGGCAGCUGGCCUCCCACUCUUCCUCCCCCUCUUCCUCCUCCUCCUCUUCCCUCUCCUGCCACCUCCAGCCGUCUGUGGCGGCCAUGGAGGAGGCGGGCUCUGGGCUGGGCCUCAGCAUGUCCGUCUCUAACUCCUACCUGAUUGGCCAGGCAUCAUUGACCACACCCACGAGCUUGGACCAGGUUGCCUUGACCAAUGCCACCAUUCUGGAUGGCAGCGGGGGCGGGCCCAACGGUUCCCUGGCUGGCUCAUUGGGCUCUGUGGCUGUCUGUCUUCCUUCUGAGUCUUCUCUCACUGACUCUCUCCACACCUCAGCGAGCGAGAGUGCGAAUGACGAGGGCGGGGAGGGGGAGUACGUCAACCUGUACUCAUCCAGCCAGGCCAAUGGAGAGCUGCCUCUCUCCCUCAGAGAGACGAUCACGUCUGAUGACGUACUUCAAGAUGCCACCCCUCCGGUGCCCUCAUCCAGUAGCAAAGAGGCUUUGGACAAGGAAAGGAGGCAGAAGUCAACGGAGUCGGCUGGGAGCGAUGAGGAGGAGGUGGACGAGCUCUCCCUCAUAGACCACAAGGAGAUUAUGAACAGGAUAACACUAAAACAAGAAAAUGACGAUGGCCCUGACGUUCGUGCUGGAUCCGGAGAUAUUCUGUUAGUCCACGCCACAGAAACAGACCGCAAAGAUCUUGUUUUGUACUGUGAAGCCUUUCUGACUACAUAUAGGACAUUUAUAACCCCAGAGGACCUCAUUAAGAAGCUACACUACAGAUAUACCAGGUUCUGCCACAGUCCAGAUACCUUCAAGAAGCGAGUCAGCAAAAACACGUUCUUUGUGCUGGUCCGCGUGGUGGAUGAGCUGUGCCUGGUGGAGCUGACAGAAGACAUCCUGAAACAGCUGAUGGACCUGGUCUUCAGGCUGGUGUGUAACGGCGAGCUCAGCCUGGCCCGCGUGCUCCGCAAGAACAUCCUGGAUAAGGUGGAGCAGAAGAAGCUGCUGCGCUAUACCAACUCGCUCAAGCCACUUGCUGCCCGCGGAGUCUCUGCCAGGCCUGGAACUCUACAUGACUUCCGCAGUCAUGAGAUCGCCGAUCAGCUCACACUCCUUGACGCAGAGCUUUUCUACAAAAUUGAGAUUCCUGAGGUGCUGCUUUGGGCCAAGGAGCAGAAUGAGGAGAAGAGUCCAAACCUGACUCAGUUCACAGAGCACUUUAACAACAUGAGCUAUUGGGUCCGCUCUUUGAUAAUUCAACAAGAGAAAGCCCAGGACCGAGAGAAGCUGCUUCUCAAGUUUAUCAAGAUCAUGAAGCACUUAAGAAAGUUGAAUAAUUUCAACUCCUACUUGGCAAUACUGUCCGCCUUGGACUCGGCCCCCAUUCGAAGACUGGAGUGGCAGAAACAGACCUCAGAGGGAUUGGAGGAAUAUUGCACAUUGAUUGACAGCUCCUCAUCCUUCAGAGCAUACAGAGCUGCUCUGGCUGAAGUGGAGCCUCCAUGCAUCCCAUACUUGGGUCUCAUUCUCCAGGACCUGACCUUUGUCCACCUGGGGAACCCUGAUCUCAUUGAUGGAAAGGUCAAUUUCUCCAAGCGCUGGCAGCAGUUCAAUAUUCUGGACAGCAUGCGGCGCUUCCAGCAAGUGCAUUACGAGCUGAAGCGCAACGACGACAUCGUGUCCUUCUUCAACGACUUCAGCGACCACCUGGCGGAGGAGGCCCUGUGGGAGCUGUCCCUAAAGAUCAAACCCAGGAACAUCACCAGGCGCAAGACAGACCGCGAGGAGAAGACCUAGGGCCUGCGGGCCUCUGCCCCCCCCACGGCUCAGAGACUGACCUCCAACUGUGCUUCAUGACACUAACUCCACUUUACUACAGACUGAGAAACAGACAGGUAGAAAUGAUCAGCUGGAGCUAAUGGGAGAUUCACUGCGGCAAAAACAGAACAAACUACAGUAGACUGAACAGUGGCUGAGGUUUACAAGGAGCUCUGCUGCUCUGGGAGAUUAUAAUUGGGAUUACAGUGGCUCUUGCGUUUGACAGGGAGAGACUUGGUGACGAUGGUAUGACAGGAGGAAGCCUGGUGCCAAGGAGGAGUGAGGAACCGAUCACACAGAGUGGACAGGGAGACGCUGAGGAAGUAACCCCAAGUCUGCUCCCUGGGCUCUCUGUUUUAGAGUGGAGCUGGUGUGUGUUUGUGUGAGAUUGAGGUGAAUGGUCCAUUACUCCUUGAGAUGCUCCUUCCUCUUCCUUUAUGUAUGUGCCAUUCAUUGGUCAUCUUCUGCAACCCACCUCCCUGACUUCCCCUCGACUGGCAGAAUCUCCUUAAUGGUCCAGAGCAGCCUGCCGUGAACUGUCAUGUCAAAACGCCGGCUGCACUUCUCGAGAGAGAGAGAGAGAGACUGCUGGGGAUGUGAGGGGAUUCAAACUUGAGAGGAUGACCAUUAGGGACUGGAAACCUACGAGUUUGUUUUGAAACAUUUUGUGUAAGAAUCAUGUAUGGUUAUGAAAUGUAUUAUAUACAGUGCUCCUUUUGUUCUUAAAAAGGAUGUUUAUGCUAAUGAGAAGAGCUUAGCUUCUCCCAAGUGCCAUACAUAUGUGCACUAAAAAAAAGCAAGCAAAAACACAAAAAGAGAAUUACUAAAGAUGCUGUGAUCUAUGUAUGUCAUACUGAAUCAUUGUGUGCCAUGUUCAAGUAUAGAGAACCAUCAGGCAAUCAGAAACAUGUCCCAGUCAUGUCAGUGUGAAAGAGUGUUUGUGUGUGACUGAAGUCCUCGGCGACUUGUGUGUUUGUCAUUCCAUAAUGUGCUGUAGUAAAUCAUUUUGAUUCCUCUUUGGGAUAGUCAAAACCAACACAUCACACUGUGCUCUCAAACUCCCAAUAAAACAGCUCUGUUUCUAUAAA
Molecule: messenger RNA, 5024 nt
Organism: Myripristis murdjan (pinecone soldierfish)
Lineage: Eukaryota; Metazoa; Chordata; Actinopteri; Holocentriformes; Holocentridae
Gene: rapgef1b
Product: Rap guanine nucleotide exchange factor (GEF) 1b
Exons: 27
Coding region: 298-3915 (1205 amino acids)
Biological process (GO): Ras protein signal transduction
Cellular component (GO): plasma membrane
Molecular function (GO): guanyl-nucleotide exchange factor activity
Source: RefSeq, a predicted model, not a curated record